Paramacrobiotus metropolitanus is the source of this 1715-nucleotide messenger RNA. RefSeq lists its product as uncharacterized. The transcript has 2 exons. Gene Ontology annotation, cellular component: cytoplasm. Lineage: Eukaryota; Metazoa; Tardigrada; Eutardigrada; Parachela; Macrobiotidae. The record is from RefSeq and is a predicted model, not a curated record. Gene Ontology annotation, molecular function: protein serine/threonine kinase activity; ATP binding. Bases 404 to 1558 code for a protein of 384 amino acids. Gene Ontology annotation, biological process: protein phosphorylation.
CCAGAAGGCGCCGCCGUCUGGCUUACGCGCAAUUCUCACGUCGACGCGAUUUUUGCGAUAUAGAUGUUCUCCCGUCAAUGCUACUGUAUUCGUAUCUACUGUAUCAACGUUCGCACAUCGUAAACAUUGGUAAAGAUUAAGGAUAUCAACACUCACGAUGUACAUUACAUUGUAUACUUUACCGGUGGAGCAUUAUCAGAAAUUGUAAUGUGUGUCGUAGCGAUAGCUUUGUUUAAUUGGUGAUAACUCAGUCAGUUUUGUGUUGCACAGUUGCACUAUCACAGAUCAGAGAAUGCAAGAAGAAUAUAGGAAGAAAGUGGCACUCUGAGUAUCUUAUGAAGCAUUUGCGAUUUUACAAAAUAAAAUUUAGUUCCUGUCUUCAGUUUGAUCACUAUCCCGAGAAAUGGGUGCUAAUGCUUCCAACACGGCCGAUAAGGCCCAAUAUAUGGGUAGUACUAUGCAAUAUUACUAUUCUCACGCAGAUUUAAUUGGAAGAGGGAUGUUCGGUGCAGUUUACAAGGCCAAAGUAACAAAGCGUGGCGAUUACGAAGGGAGGGAUGUUGUUGCUGUCAAGGUAAUGCAAAUUUUUGCUGCUUACAAAACCGUUCCUGGCCAGGGCGGAUUUAUGGAAGCCGAGGAAAAACUGAAAAAACUGCUUAAGCUUUCUCACGAAAAUCUCGUAACUUAUCAUAAAGUUUCGAUCAUCAAAGCCACAGGCGGAGCCACCGUAGAAUUAGCGAUGGACUACCACGAAGGAGAUCUGGCUUCUUUCUUGAUGGAAGCCAAACAAAACCAAAACCUCCUGAACAGUUAUAACAAAGUCGCCCAGCUCGUGGCAUGCAUUGCAAGAGGUCUUGAGUUCCUCCAUGAGAACAACAUUAUACACGGAGACCUGAAGCCGGGAAACAUUCUUGUAGCGGUCGCGGAAGGUGGUCGCAGGAAACUGCUGAUUAGUGACCUCGAUGAUUUCGUUCAAAUGCAGGGAAACGUAACAUGCUCUGCAGACAUUUCGCAGAUGCGGGGCACAAAACGCUACAUGUCACCAGAAAUGCUGAAGAAAUUUUCUCAAGCAGAAACAGAUUCGCCCGGGAGAAAAACGGAUAUCUGGAGUCUGGGUUGCAUUAUCUUGGAGAUGGAUCAAAUAUCCAGUGGUGUAUUGGAAAUACAACUCGUGAAAGACGGUAACGUUGUAAAUGCCGGGGAUAAUCUUUCGAAUGACCAGUAUGCCAUCAAGAUCAUGGACGGUUACAUGCCAGUUGUGGGCGGAGGCAAUGCGCCAAAUUCGGCUGAUCUUAUUCGAAAAUGUUUGGAUCCAGUGGCGGCGAAUAGAAUAUCAUCAAAAGAGCUGCUGCACGAGCUCCGAAACAAGCAAGUUAUAGUGCUUUUCCCAUGCGACUGUGAAAUUGACUACGCGUUUUUUAUAAUACUAUUUGACCCGGCAACUGGCUCUUUAAACCCCAAAAAAAGUAGUCAGAAAACCAACCACCUUUGGCCAACUGAGGGCUCCCAGCCGGCAGUUAACGGAAACAGAUAUCUUAUUCGCGGAUGCAGUAUUUGAUCCUACAGACAAUUUUUUACGAUUGCAUUUAUGGAAUGUCGGCGAAGAAACCUGGCGUGAACAAAAGUGUAUUUUGCCACUGCUUCUUCAUUUGCCCUUAGGGCUGGUGGUUCUCGGUCGCAUAUGUUAUUUCUGGGAUAAUUACAGUAAACAGUUC